CUCAAGUUUCCCAUUUGCCCCCUUUGGAGAAAGUUGCUCUAGGUGUGGUUUGUUGGUGCAGUAGGGGCUGGAGAGCGAGGAGGUGCCCUGCUGGCACACUGUGUGCGGUGCCCUGACUGGCAGGGGUUAAGCCCAUAUGGUUGUAGAGGCUGAGCUGACUGUAGAGCAGUGUAACCUUUGCUGGAAGUAGAGAUCACAUGGGCAGGUGAGAAGCUGCUGAAAUAAGGACGACCCUGCUCAGCCCCCAAGGGAUCCAGCUUGGGAAUGGACGAUUCAGGAUCUUGGUCUGAGAACUCCAGUCAGGACGCUUCCCUGCCACCUUCAGGGAAAAAGGCCAAAGGCAAGGCUCCUCUUCCUCCUGGGGAGGCCAGGUACUCGGACUCAGUAACGUCGAUUGAUUCUGCAGACACAGUCCAGUAUAAAAUGGACCAAAAAGAAAACAUCGACCAAGACAUUGAACUAAAGGUGGUUCUUCCCGGCGACCGACUUGAGACAACCAUCGUUCAUGGCAGUAAACCCAUGAUGGACCUACUCGUGUACCUCUGCGGGCAGUACCAUCUGAACCCAUCCACCUAUACCAUAGACGUAAUCUCAGCUGAUAAGACACAGCCCAAGUUUAAACCCAACACCCCCAUUGCCAUGCUGGAUGUGGAGAAAGUCAUCCUCAAGUCCAAAAAUCUGGAUGAGAAAAGUAAAAAGCCUGGUCCAACCAUGCCAGAGCAAACUGUCCGAGUUGUCAUCAACUACAGGAAAACACAGAAGACCGUCAUGAGAGUCAGCCCGUUUGUCCCACUUCAGGAUCUCCUUCCUUCCAUUUGUAAUAAGUGUGAAUUUGAUCCUCGGUCCACCAUUUUACUUCAGGAUUAUCAGUCCCAAAAGCCUCUUGAUAUAACAAAGUCCCUGAACGAUCUCGGCUUAAGGGAGCUGUAUGCAAUGGAUCACAGCAAAGCUACAUCUCCAACAGAGAUCAGGCCACCACCUUUGCAAGAGUCUUUUCAGAACAUAGAAAUAAAACAGAAUGACGACAAGGGCUUCUUUAACUUUUUCCGCCGAAGUACUAAGAAGAAACGUGAUCAGACAUCCAGUGCCCCCGCCACACCAUUGCUCAAUAAACCCAGACCACAGAAUGUGACCAGAGCCAAUACAGUGACCAAGUCUUACGAUUCCAACACAAUGCCUUCCGACGUCCCGAAGAAGCGGAGAGCUCCACUGCCACCCAUGUACCCGCCCCAAAACGGCUCCAGUGAAAUACACCGGGGGCAAAUCCGGACGUCCUCUUGUGUGGUGAAAUCGGUCAGCGUCGACGCUGAAUCAGAAAAGGCAUUCGCUGGAAUUGACAGGUCAAGAACCGGCUCCUACCAACACAGCAGGACAUCAUCCUUUAACUCUUCUCUAAGGAGGACAAAGAGGAAAGCCCCACUCCCACCAUCACCACCUCCAAACCCUCCAUCAGGGACCACUGAGGACAACAGUAACUCUGCCGUGGUUGUAGAAGAAAUAAACUAUGUGAAGACUAUUGAUGAAGAUCAUAAUGUUCACGAUACAUCAACAACAGAGCUGCAAGAGAUUGAGGAGAAGGAGGAAUUGAGCGUCUCUGUCAAUGAAGAAGCUGAUUCCAUCUCUAAGGAAAAUGUCAAUGGCUCGACCAAGGAAGAAAUGAGUUUAUCUUCUACUGAAGAACAUCCAGAAGGAAAUACUGCAGCAGCGGAUAAGAGCGCGGCGUCCGACACACACAACUCCUACGAGCUCUCUGAUGUAGAGGAGAUCUCCAAGAUUACUCAGGACGAUAUAACUGCAGAUGGAACGUCGAGUCUGUAUAUAAAAGAUGAAGUUGCGACUGAAAACACGACACUGGAAUAUGAUAAAAUAGGUGAAAGUGAAAAUAGGACAUCUACCCCAACCAGCGAACUGGAGAACCAUCACAUAUUUGAAAAUAAAUUAGAAGUAGCAGAAGAGGCGUCGCAGACACUUCCAUGUGUAAAGUCUACUGAAACUACACAUAUUGUGACUGCAGACAGCGGCUACAUCAACCUUACGGGAAUCACUGCGGACACAGAGCUGAAGCAAUCCAUUAGUGAAAAGGGAAAAAUGCAGGAUUCAGCAGUUCAGACUGUUAAUUUUGACAGUGAUGCGGAGGGAACCAUAGAAAAGGAAAUCCCACAUUCUCAGGGUAAUACUUUGACAGACAAGGUCCAACAUGAACUCAAUGGCUAUGAAAGUUAUCCAACACAAGUCACUGAGCAGCAGUAUAAACACGAACUUGUCAGCAAUGUGAGGGAAAGUGUCGAAACCCAGACAGUGCUUGAAGGUUACCCAUCAAAAACAUUUAAUUUAUAUCGACAACAUACAGAGCCCAAGCCUAAGCCUUCCAAUGAGAUCACUAGAGACUAUCUCCCCAAGGUUGGAAUGACUACUUACAAAAUUAUACCCCAAAGAUCGUUUGAUUCCGAAAGGUCUGUGGAUGACCAGGAGCCUAUUCAUGCAAUGACAAAUAUUGCUUCUCAUUAUAAUCUAGCUCACGAAAAGAGUGAACCACCUUCAGUGGUGAAAAAUGGGGAUCUAUCACCACAGGGGUCAGAUGUCAACACACUGAGUAUGGUGUCUAAGACUACCACAGAACAAAGCCGUAAAGAACAUUUUGCACUUUCAAGAAGUUUAUCCUCUGCUCCUGUUCUUACGUCAGGUACGUCAGCUCCUCCAGAGGUCAAACCAAAGCCAAAGCCUACAAGCCCAGUCAAAGGUCCAAGUUCUUUCUACCUACAAAUGCAGAGGAGAGCUUCAAGCAUGUAUGUGACAUCUGCUAUUGCCAAGACAAAAACUUCUUCUAAUCCUUCAAGCAGUACUGUUAGAAUUAAAGACUCCAGAAACGAGGCUUCUCAGAUAACUAUCAGAACUCUUCCUUCUAGAGUCAAUGUACUAAAUUUUCCUGCUAAGAUCGAGGAAAAAUUACCAGGGGACAAACAACCAUUAUCAGAAACGUAUAGUGAAAUAAAAAAUGGUGGUCUUAGAACCGUUUCUGAAACGCAGUCGGAAGUUGGUGGCAACCAUGUCUGUGUCUCACAAGUUUCCACAGAAAAAGAUUCUAAACUAAGAGAAGUGUCAAAUGAACUUUCUCACCAACCUCGAGUGGUUGAGUCAUGGGAAGAGAAAAGGUCUGAUGUUUCAGCACUGGAGAAAAAACUUUUGGAAUCCAGGAAUGUGGUGCGUGAGGUCUCCUUUGCCGAGAAGCCAACUCUGAUCAUGCAGAAUGAAUGGAAACCUGACAUAGUUUCUACUAUAUCGUCUAGCAAAACUGUGAUCUCUCCUUCUAGUCAGAACCCUCCUUUAACUCUACCAAACUUAAGCAGCUUUAUCACCCCAAGACCUUUUCUAAGUUCACAAACCAGUGUUUCGUCUUCUGUAGCAUCAGUGGUUAAACGGUCUCAGUCAUUCACUUCCGCUAUCUCGCCUACCAAAUCCCCUAUAAACGUGGAUGUUCCCAUUGGUUGGUCUCCAGUUACUUCUCCAAAUGAAGCGAAAAAAGACUCCCUAGUGUUCUCGGCCAUACCACAGGAGGAGACCGAAGAUGAGAUACUAACCCCUCAACUAAAAUACAGAGUGCAUAGCCCACCUCCUGUUCCUGAAAAAAAGUCCACGGUAUCUUUUGAAAGUUCUGACCCAGAACAACUUCGCCAGGAUAUCCUGGCUGCCAUACGUUCCGGACAGGCGGCUGCCAACCUGAAAAGGAUUACGAUCCGAUCAAAUACUAUUUCUAUUAAUGGAAAAUCCCGACUCAGUCAUUCGGUUUUCUCAGAAACACUACCUGAAGACUAGAUAUGGUGCCAAAGAUCAGCAAUUUUUUUGUAUUUAUAUCCGCAUUCCUAGUUAAUAGUUCAAUGUGUAAAAGUGUUGUUAAAUUAAAGUAUAUAUAUAUAUAUUAAUAUAUUAAAAUAAUAUGCAAUAUCAUUGUAACUUUCAUAGGAAAGUUUAAACAAAAAAGAAAAAAAAAAGAAAAAUAUAUUUUUGGGGGAUUUUGUAAUUAACUUAAGUUUGUGGCCUGCCAUUUUUCUAUAAUUUUUAGAAGUUUAUGUUCUAAUUAAAAAUUGCAGUAUAACCCAAAACGUAAAGAUUUAUAAGAAAAGUUCUUUAUUUUCUGUGUAUUUUGUAAAUUCAUAUGAUGCAACUUUUUUUGUUUUCUGAACAUGAUGUAAUGAAUCUUUAAGCAAUGUUGAUUUCUUAAAUUUACUGUAUAGAGCUGCCAAUAUUGCCUCAUUGUUCUAGGAAUAACUGAAAUAAAUCUGCUUCUGGCAGUGUUGACUUUAAUUCCUAUUAAACGUUACUGUACUUGUUAACUUGACCAUAAUUCUACUGCUUCUUUUUUUUUAUAUGUAUUAAUUUUUGACAAAUGUUAUACAGGUUCUUCACUUAAAUUUAUUAUUUGGAAAAUCUGAUUAAUUAAGCAUCAAGAUAAUAGCCAUAUUACUUAGUCUUAUCAAGACAUGGUUGAUCUGAGACAGAUUGGUUACUAUAGACAUGCUGCCUGACAACCCUAUAUAAUAGAUUCUAGUUUAUCCCUCACAACCAGGUGGUCUCAGAUAAUCAGGGCCUGCCAUGUACUUUAGUAUGUGGGCUGAUCCUGUCAAAAUAGGCACCUUCAUCGGGCCACAGUGUAUUAAGACCUCCUGACUGUUCCCUAAUGCCAGAUAUUGUUGGGUAGCAAAGAAGUAACUUGUAGCUUCUGGGCCCAAAGCAAAAUCUGCAACAGGGUCCUAUGAGCCACUUAUAAUACUGAUCUCUUAUGGGACAAAUGUGCUUUGGGGCCCCUUAGGCACCAGGGUCUUGAUGUGAUUGCUACCUCUGCACCCCCUAUAGCUACACUCCAGUUGGGUAGACGAAGCAGCUUGCUGGAUUGUAUGUGCCUAAUUGUAGGUUAUUGUGGGAGAUAUCUGACAACUGCUUAUUCCCUUCUCGAUAUUGAAAUAGACAUGUGGCUGGGCCACAUGUGUAUGUCGUGGUUAUGGGGUGGAGUUGGCAAUGUGGCUGUCAGCUGAAGCAAUGUUUGGCUGACAGCUAUCUUGUGAGCAUGGUUAGCUAAAGGGCUCAUUCACUUUGCUGUCAGGCUCCAGUAUAUGGAUCUCCAUUGGAACAACGAAAGCUUAGCAGAGGAAAUAAGUGAAUGCACUUUUUUUUUCUCUGGUAAACUACCAGAUCCCCGACGGUAACAAAUUCAAGUCGGUGACCCGAUGGUGUCAGAUGUGUUCCGACCCAUUUUGCGAGGCAAAAAAAAAAAAAAAAAAAAACUAAACUGACCCAGAACAGGAAGGAGCAUGACAUCUAUCUGAACCUAACCUAAAGCGGUUGUACAGGAUUGAAAAAAAUAUGACUGUUUUAUUUUAGAAACUGUGUUACACCUGUCUGUCUAUAUUGUCUGGCCUCCACUAAAGCUGAGCUAUAGCACUAUACUCUAUUAAUCAGAUUUUUCAACAAAUACAUUUAGGAGAAGAAUCUAUUUAAAGAAAAACCUAAGCUUUAAAAAAAUAAAAAUAAAAAAAAUCACUACUUUUGUAUUACCGACAAGCAACAUAAAAUCACACUGUAUCUUCCACUGCCAAAUAAAAGGUUUUAACUUUA
Molecule: messenger RNA, 5610 nt
Organism: Hyla sarda
Lineage: Eukaryota; Metazoa; Chordata; Amphibia; Anura; Hylidae
Gene: COBLL1
Product: cordon-bleu WH2 repeat protein like 1
Exons: 15
Coding region: 265-3813 (1182 amino acids)
Molecular function (GO): actin monomer binding
Source: RefSeq, a predicted model, not a curated record